Messenger RNA from Salarias fasciatus (jewelled blenny), 5143 nucleotides. RefSeq names its product DNA topoisomerase 2-binding protein 1-A-like. Gene Ontology annotation, biological process: mitotic G2 DNA damage checkpoint signaling; mitotic DNA replication checkpoint signaling; DNA replication initiation. The coding region runs from base 244 to 4776 and encodes 1510 amino acids. Lineage: Eukaryota; Metazoa; Chordata; Actinopteri; Blenniiformes; Blenniidae. The record is from RefSeq and is a predicted model, not a curated record. The transcript has 28 exons.
GUAAUGCUAAUGGCGCGAAGACUAAUAACAAAGGCAUCGUAAAUCCGAAAGACUUCUGAAAUACUGCAAAACGCGAAGCUAUUUAACUCUGCGAUCUUAUACAGAAACGUAUUCGUGGUAUUAUGGAUACUAAUGUCGUUAAGACUUUUUUAAGGGAAAUGUGUGGUUGAAUAUUAGCUUCACCGUGUUAACAGGCUCUCUGUGCACAGUCAGUGACAGCAGUGCUAGAGAUAAAAGUUCACUAUGUCUAAAGAAGAUAAAGGCUUCAUUGUGAAGUUUGUGGAGGGUAAAGAACCCAAACCAGAAUGUGCUGUCAAGGCUUAUGAGGCUAUUUUGGAGCUGCAGUCUGAAAAGUAUUUGAAAACCGUUACAGAGGAUGAUGUUUUACAAAUGGAACAGAAAGACAAGUCCCUGUUUGUGUUCAGCAGCUUCACCACACCGGCCUUUCUCCACUGCCAGAAGCUUGGCUGCAGAGUUGUCAGUCCAUUGGUGGUGUUGUACUGCCUGCAGCAGCAACGCUGUGUCCCCAAAGCGGAGAAGCCUGUCUACAACAUGGCCAUGGCAGACGUCACUAUUUCCUGUACCAGUCUGGACAAAGCGACACGGAAAGACGUGAUGGAUCUGGUGCAACUCAUGGGUGGAAGGGUCUAUCUUGAUCUCAAUGUGUCUGUCACACACUUGAUCGCUGGAGAGGUCGGCAGUAAGAAAUACUUAGUUGCAGCCAGCCUGGGUAAGCCCAUCCUGCUGCCCACAUGGGUCAAAUCCUGCUGGGAAAGAUCACAGGAAGGUCUUUUCAGGUACACAGACCUCCCCCAGGAUGACUAUUUGUGCCCUGUGCUGCGUGGCUGUACGGUCUGUGUUACAGGACUCUCCAGCACAGAACGAAAAGAAGUACAGCGGCUGUGUGAGCAGCAUGGAGCAAACUACACCGGCCAACUCAAAAUGAACGAGUGCACACAUCUCAUUGUGAACGAGCCAGCUGGUCAGAAGUACGAAUGCGCUCGAAAAUGGAAUGUGUAUUGUGUGUCCCUUCACUGGCUGUUUGACAGCAUUGAGAAGGGCUUCUGUCAAGAUGAGAGCAGGUACACAGUGAAGCACAGCACGUCGAAAAACAAACAACCAAACACUUCGACCCCGACUGCCACCAACAAGGAGGACGUCUCUUCUUUGUUGGGCUUGAGCCACAUAUCUGUCAACACGAGCAGAACAAUAAACGAUACAGUCAUCACAAAUGGCACCAUGAGUCGACUGGAUACUCCUGAUCCUCUGGACAGUGUGGACCUCUCAGUGUGUCCGUCCGAUGAUAUAUUAGAUGGCUGUAAGUUGUACUUGUGCGGCCUGCCGGGCAAGAAACUGGAGAAGCUGCGGCGCCUUGUCAACGCUGCAGGAGGGCUGCGCUUCAACCAGGCCAGUGAGGAGCUCACACAUGUGGUCAUGGGAGAAGUGGACCAGGACCUGAAGAAUUUUCUCUCCAAAGCAACUCACAGGCCCCAUGUGGUAACAGUGCAGUGGCUGCUCGACUGCUUCUCUAAAGGCACUCUGCUCCCAGAGGCAGGUUACCUCCACCCUGACUGUCUGCCUCCUGCUCCAGCCGCCGUGUCUGUGCCGGCUUACCACACUCACCACUCCCCGCCCUCAGAUGGCCCACCUUCAGCCAGCCCCAGCACUCCGGGGCAAAAGAAAGCAGAAGACGAUCUGCUGUCGCAGUAUAUGGACGAUGACCCCACAGUGAUUGACGUGGCUCAAGGAGCAGAUAGAACUAGUAGAAUGUCCAUCAGUGCCGCAGCAGAGCCUCAGCCGACCCCCACCCAGGGCCCGGAGCCAGAGUCAGCCCUGCAGGAAGCCAGCGAGGCCGGACUGUUUUUCGGAAAGAGGUUCCUCCUUGUGGGUUUUGGAAACGAGGCUGAGGCGCAGCUCUCUCUGCUGGUGACGGAACACAGAGGCAGAGCGCUCGUCGGCCGGACCCGGGUUGUAGCAGACUACGCUGUGGUGCCUCUGCUGGGCUGCUCAGUGGAGGCCACAGUCGACGAGGUGGUCACCGACACCUGGCUGGCCAUGUGUGUGGAGAAAGAGAGCAUUCUGCCACUGUCGACCAACCCUCUGUUCACCCCUGUUCCAGCGAUGGAGGGGUAUCUUCCGCUGAAGGGCUGCGUUCUCUCCGUCAGCCAGUUUACCGGAGCAGAGAGGGAGUCUCUGGUGGAGCUGGCCAAACACCUCGGAGCCAAUGUCCAGGACUACUUUGUUCGUCUUGCCAACCAGAAGAAAGGCAUGCUCGCCAGCACCCACCUGGUGCUACAGAGUCCUGAGGGCACCAAGUUCCAGGCCGCCAAGAAGUGGGGGCUUCCUGCUGUCACCAUGCACUGGAUACUGGAGUCUGCUCGAACGGGCAAGAAGGCAGUGGAGGACAGGUUCCUCGUGGAUUUGCCGCACUCUCCAGAGAGAGAUGAAGAGAGUUUUGUCGGUGGUUCCCAGAAGCCGGCCACACCUCCACCAGCGCGUUCGUCUCCUGAGAUCCCUCUGCUGGGUUUUCAGAGCAGUGCGGGGGUCACCCCGCUGGAUUUGGGUCGAUUUCAGAGCAAACUGUUCCGCUCUGUAUUGGACAAGAUGAAUCAUAAAGAAGACGCCAGUGCCCCCAAACAAAACCAGGAGAGUGGCAAAAAGAAAGCUCAGAAAGAGGCCGUCCUGCAGACGGACACGCCCUCUCGCUUCCUCAGCAGAGACCAGCUCUUCAGACCCUCCUUUAAUGUCAAGGAUGCAUUAGAAGUUCUGGAAACCCCAGGCGGGGCAUCAAAGCCAAAAGAGCCAGCUGAGACUCCGCUCACCGAACUGAUCAACAGAAAGAUGAAAGUGGCUCUGGCCAGCAGCGCCCGCAGCGGCAUCUCUGAGGCAGAGGCAGUGUCUGCCAGUCCCCAGUUCGCAAAGUCCGCCGAAAUGGAGGCUCCGGAGAAAGAAGUUGGUCCCCUCGCUGGUGUUGUCGUCUGUGUGGGGAAAAAACUGAGCAAACUGCAGAGUGAGCUUAAUGGCAUUGCUGCUUCACUCGGAGCCGACUUCAGGUGGGCUUGCGACGACACGGUGACACACUACAUCUACCAGGGCCGUGUGGGCGACAGCACACGGGAAUACAAAGGAGUGAAGGAGAGAGGGCUGCAUGUGGUCUCCCAGUACUGGCUGCAUGCUUGUGCCGAGGAGCAGAGACACGUGCCGGAGUCUCUGUAUCCUUUCACCUACAACCCCAAGAUGAGCCUGAACCUCAGCCAGGUGCCCACAAACUCUCAGAGGUCGCCGCCUUUGACGCGAACACAAGUCCGAGACCUCUCUCAGGCCAGGACCGACCAGUCUGCGCAAAAUGCCACAGAAACUACAAGCUCACGCCGUGUGAGCGAUGGAAGUGCCGAUCAAGAAGAGGCGAAAGAUGCUGCAGAAGCAACCAUUACUUCUGAGACUGUGGAAAUGAGGGAGAACCUGCAAAGACAGCUGCAGGAGAUCAUGUCCGCCACCAAACUGACGACGGGGAGGCGGUCCUCGGUCAGACUCCGGAGGACGGGGUCAGGAGGAGCAGAGUCCAGUCCUCAAACACCCAACGGGAGCCGAGUGGGACGCAGUGGUAACAGACGAACUCUGGAAGCUCUGAGGGUGUCCAGAGAAGCAGCUCUGGAUGUGAACACAGAGCCGUCUCAGAGUGAGCAGAUAGUUUGGGACGACCCCACUGCCCGGGAGGAGCGGGCCAGGCUGGCAGAUAACCUCCAGUGGCCCGGAAGCCCCUCACAGCACUCGGAGCCCUUCAUCCCUCCACCCCCUCCCACUGCAGAAAACAGAUCUCCCGCCACGCACUCCAUGACCGACUCGGAGCUGGUGGAGAUGGCUGCUUGCGAAGUCAUUGAGCAGCACCUGGGUCACAAGGUCAUGACUCCUCCUCCAGAGCGACCAGACGACGGCACCCCGACGCCACGAGCUCCCAGCAUUGCCUUCCCGCUUGCUAACCCGCCGGUAGCGCCUGAUCCGCAGGCAGAGAGGAAGGAAGAAAAGCAGCCACCCAGAUUCCAGCUGUCCUCCCUCAGCCCUCAGGAGCGCAUCGACUACAGCUGCCUCAUAGAGGAACUGGGCGGCGUAGUCCUGGACAAGCAGUCCUUUGACCCCAGCUGCACACACAUCAUCGUGGGGACGCCGCUCCGUAACGAGAAGUACCUGGCAGCGAUGGCGGCAGGCAAAUGGAUCCUGCACCGCUCGUACCUGGAGGCCUGCCGCUCUGUGGGCCGUUUCGUGCAGGAGGAUGAGUACGAGUGGGGCAGUAGCUCCAUCCUGGACGCUCUGCCCUCCAUCACCCCGCAGCAGAGGAGGCUGGCCUUAGCUGCCAUGCGCUGGAGAAAAGCUCUGCAGGGACGUUCUGAACACGAGGGAGCCUUCAGUGGAUGGAUUGUCAUGCUGAACAUCGACCAGAACAGAGAAUCGGGCUUCAGGCGGUUGCUGCAGUCUGGCGGCGCCAAGGUCCUGCCCAGCCUCUCCCCGCCGCUGUACAAAGAGGCCACGCAUCUCUUUGCAGACUUCAACCGUCUCAAACCGGGAGACUUCAGAGUCGACCUGUCAGACGCUGCCUCGCAGGGAGUCACAUGCUUGAAGCCUGAGUACAUCGCGGAUUAUCUCAUGCAGGAGCCAACCCCGCCUAUCGAGCUGUACUACCUGACUGAAGCCCCCCAUGAAGACGCUCCGAGCACGCCGUCAAGGAAGCGUAAAGCCGGACCAGACUCCUCCAGGCUGAAGAAGAGCCGUCUGAACUGAACAUCGCCGUCCCUGAUUUUCAUCUGUCUCGAGAUGGUUGUGAAUAUAAUCAAUGUGGCGCUGUUUUUUUUUCCCACUGGUGCCUGCACGCUCAGGCGGUCCUGGUGAUGGAUGACUCAAUUGGAAAGACCCAGAAAAUGUUGAGUCACGUUUUGUUAUUGACCGCAGUGUUGAUCGACGGGCUGUAGAGGGCAGUGUACUGUUGGUAUUUCCUGAGCCAGUGUGCAAGAAGGACUUCGAGCAACUCAUAUGUCUUGAAAGUGCCUUUUUAACAUUGCUGAUAUUUAUUAAAUAUUUCACCUAAUUAAAAAAAACAACUAGUUUUAAUGAGUGUCUUUGAAAAUGAAUGAGAUUAAAAGCGGAUGUG